AUGUCAUUCGGCUCGAGGUGCCUUUGCCCAAUGGGUGCUGACGCUCCAGCACGUCUUGGCGUCGAUGCAGAUAUUGACAGCUUUGCUCGCUCUUCUGAUUGCGGCGGCAAUCACCGCAUAUGGAGUGCGUUCGCCCUUCCCAAUCGCUUCCAACGGCUCCUGGCUCAUCUUUUCGUUCGUCGUCCUGGCUGCCGUAUCGACGGCAUGGAUCUCGCUUCUGUUGCCGGUGCUGAUGGAUCACUUUCAGCCAAGCAUAGCUACUCUUUUGUCGCCUUGCCGCCUGGCAAAUCGCACGGACGCUGA
This is a messenger RNA of Moesziomyces antarcticus, 303 nucleotides long. RefSeq lists its product as uncharacterized. The transcript has 3 exons. NCBI's taxonomy places the organism in Eukaryota, Fungi, Basidiomycota, Ustilaginomycetes, Ustilaginales, Ustilaginaceae. Bases 1 to 303 code for a protein of 100 amino acids. The record is from RefSeq and is a predicted model, not a curated record.